Messenger RNA from Magnolia sinica, 2937 nucleotides. RefSeq names its product receptor like protein 22-like. The record is from RefSeq and is a predicted model, not a curated record. The transcript has a single exon. The coding region runs from base 1 to 2937 and encodes 978 amino acids. Gene Ontology annotation, molecular function: protein binding. NCBI's taxonomy places the organism in Eukaryota, Viridiplantae, Streptophyta, Magnoliopsida, Magnoliales, Magnoliaceae.
AUGGCUCUCCUCUCUUCGAAAAUCCCGUCAUUUCUGAUAUUGUGCUCCUUCGUUUUCCUCUCUCUUGUAUUUGCAACCCAGCAAUGCAACCAUCAUCACUUCUCUGCCUUGCUCCAAUUGAAACAGGGCUUUGACUUCUCUUACACCAACAGAAACCUCUCCUCAUGGAAUUCGAACGAUCCCAAUUGCUGCUCUUGGGAAGGCAUCACAUGCCAUGGAGCCACUGGUUACGUGAUCAGUCUCGACCUCGGUGGCCUUUGGAUGAACGGUCGGAUUGAUUUUGAAAGCGUCUUUCGUCUUAGGAAUCUGCAGAGGCUCAACCUCGCUCAAAAUAACUUCGAUCCUACUCCAAUCCCUUCUGAGAUUGACCAGCUCAUCAGUUUGACCCAUCUCAACCUCUCUCAUUCAUCUUUUUAUGGUCAAAUCCCGCCAGAAAUCUUCCACUUGACCGCGUUGGUUUCUCUCGAUCUAUCUUACAAUGAAUACGCCAAUACAUCUGUAUCUCUAUCCCUGAAACUCGAAAACCCAAGCAUUGGAGCACUCGUCCAAAACCUGCCGAGUCUGAGUGAACUCUAUCUGGACUGGGUAGAUAUCCUAGCACUGGGUAGUGAGUCGGUCCAGCCCUUAUUCUUGCCACUCCCUCGUCUCAACAAGUUGAGCUUACGAAAUUGUGGUCUUUCAGGCUCCAUCUAUUCCUUCCUUUCACAGCUUCAUUUCUUAUCUGAACUCGACCUCAGCUAUAACAAUCUAUCCUCUGCAGUGCCCAACUUCACUGGGACUCUCCGAAAGUUGAUCUUACAAGCUUGUGGUCUUUCAAGCUCCAUCUUUUCUUCCCUGUCACAGCUGCAUUUCUUAUCUGAACUUGACCUCAGCUAUAAUAAUCUGGCCUCUGCAGUAGAUUCUCUCCCUAAUCUCAAAUUCUUGACUCAUUUAUACCUCCCCCAGUGCAACUUGUCUGGAUCAUUACCAUCCUCACUUUCAAACCUUACCAAACUGCAAUACUUGGCUCUUUCAUCCAAUAGAUUGAGUGGCCCUAUUCCUUCUUCAUAUGGAAACGAGCUUCUGAAUCUCAAAGUGAUCGACUUAUGGAAUAAUUCGCUUAAUGGGACCAUUCCGUCAUCAUUGUUUUCACUCCCAUCGUUACAAAAGUUGAAUCUCAGAGCUAACCAGCUUAGCGGUGAACUUGGCGAGUUCCACAAUGCCUCUUCUUCACAGCUGGAGAUCAUCUAUUUGAAUAACAAUAACUUGCAAGGGAUUAUUCCGAGAUCAGUCUUUCAACUUAGGAAGCUUAAAGAACUUGAUGUUUCUUUCAACAAAUUCAGUGGUGUUGUGGAGCUAGGCUUAUUUCAAAACCUUAAGAACCUAUUACUCAUCGAUCUUUCAGAAAACAAGUUGUCAGUCCAAGAUGUUGGUGGUAAUUUCACUUUUGUCUCCUUCCCCCAGUUUGAAUAUUUGGGGUUGCGUUCUUGCAACAUCAAUGCAUUUCCAAAUUUCUUGAGAAAUCAAGAGCUGUUGAGGGGACUGGACCUUUCCAACAACAAAAUAAGUGGUGAAAUACCCAAAUGGAUAUGGGAGGUUGGGAAUGGGGCUUUAUUCUCUUUAAAUCUUUCUCACAAUGUUCUACAAGGAGUACUUCCACCAUCUCCCCAUCUUUUGCCGAAUCCCUUGACAAUUCUUGACCUUAGCUCCAACAUGCUAGAAGGCUCACUUCCAAUCCCAUCACCUUCCAUACUUUUCUUUUCAGUUUCAAACAAUAGCCUUGGUGGAGAAAUCCCCCUAUCAUUUUGCAAUGCAAUAGGCCUAACGGUCCUUGAUUUGUCUUACAAUCACUUCAUUGGUCAGGUUCCACCAUGUUUGGGUGAGAUUGGCAAUGCUCUUAUUGUGUUGAAUCUUCAAGGAAAUGCUUUCAAUGGCACCUUGCUUCAGACAUUUAAAGAGGGAUGUAAUAUACAAACUCUCGAUCUCAGUCAAAAUCAAUUUGAAGGUCAAGUGCCAAGGUCUUUGGCCAAUUGCAAAAUGUUGGAGGUAUUAAACCUUGGAAACAAUCAAAUAAAUGACACCUUUCCUUCGUGGAUAGAAGUUUUGCCCCAGCUAUGCGUCCUAGUCUUGAAAUUCAACAAAUUUUAUGGUACCAUUGGGCAUCCUCUAAUAAAUCACCCCUCACCGCUAUUACAAAUUUUCGACCUCUCUUCCAAUAGCUUCGAGGGUAAUCUGCCAUCAAAUAUGUUCAAGAGCUGGAAGGGAAUGAUGAGAGAGAACAAAUUCCAAACUUUGUACCUUGGCAAACCAAUAAUAGGUUCUGUAUACUAUCAAGACAAAGUGUCUAUAGUUAGCAAAGGGCUACAGUUCGAACUGGUAAAGAUCCUCACUGCCUUUACCGUAGUGGAUCUCUCAAAGAACAAAUUCGAAGGGGAGAUCCCAAAAUCAUUUGGGGAUCUAAAGUCGCUCCACGUCCUCAAUAUAUCAUACAAUCAUUUCAUGGGCUCAAUUCCAACGUCAUUCGGAAGCAUAAAGGAGCUAGAAUCAUUGGAUCUCUCGCAAAAUGAAUUGUCGGGUGAAAUCCCUCAGCAACUUACAGAGUUAACAUUCCUUGCAGUGUUAAAUCUUUCACAAAACCAUCUCAUGGGAAAAAUACCACAAAGUCGACAGUUUCUUACAUUUAACAAUGAAUCAUUCAAAGGAAACUUAGGAUUGUGUGGACUUCCACUAUCAAGGAAAUGCAAAGAUAACAAGGGUACAACACCAUCUGCUCUAUCACCAUUGGAAUCUGAAAAGAACUAUGAUUGGGAAUUAUUGUGGAUAGGAUUUGGAGUUGGAUACGGAGUAGGAGUGGGAAUGCUUUUUUGGACUCUAGCACUUUGGAGGAAAGGAAGGAGAGAAUUCUAUAUAUUUUUUGAUAAAAUACUUUUCUUGAUUUUUCCUUCCAUAGGUUUGUAA